CGCGACUGGUACUCCGCCCCUACUUAAGGACUUCUCCCGCUCCCCACCAAAGCUCAAUCUUUCCCUCCUCCAACUCACUCUCAAUCCACACACCCAAUCAACCAUCUAUUCCGAUAGCAAUCAAUCACAACCACCACCUUCUUCGCACUCCCACCGCGACUUUCACAUUCAAAAUGGCUCGCACUAAGCAGACCGCCCGCAAGUCCACUGGUGGCAAGGCCCCCCGCAAGCAGCUCGCCUCCAAGGCUGCCCGCAAGAGCGCCCCGUCGACCGGUGGUGUCAAGAAGCCUCACCGCUACAAGCCUGGUACCGUCGCUCUCCGUGAGAUCCGUCGCUACCAGAAGUCGACGGAGCUGCUCAUCCGCAAGCUGCCCUUCCAGCGCCUGGUUCGUGAGAUCGCCCAGGACUUCAAGUCCGACCUUCGCUUCCAGUCCUCCGCCAUCGGCGCUCUCCAGGAGUCAGUCGAGUCCUACCUCGUCUCCCUCUUCGAGGACACCAACCUGUGCGCCAUCCACGCCAAGCGUGUCACCAUCCAGUCGAAGGACAUCCAGCUUGCCCGUCGCCUGCGCGGCGAGCGCAACUAGAUCGUCUGCUUCAGUCUAAUUUCACGUCUACUGGCUUUGAAGUCUUAUGAUCAUGGUGGGAGCACUUGUUGAUUCGGGUUCGUACUGGGUUUCGGGGAUAAUAUCCGGCGUUUUAUUUGCGCGUUGAUUUUCUACAUCGGGAUUGUACAUUAGGGAUACCACGUCUUGACAGCCGGCAGCAGAGUUGACCGCGCUAGACUACAUCCCAAAGAAAGAAACAUUUCAAAACAAACCCGACGUGUCAUGUCGCGUGCUUCGUUCUCAGA
Messenger RNA from Gaeumannomyces tritici R3-111a-1, 850 nucleotides. RefSeq names its product histone H3. Gene Ontology annotation, biological process: rRNA transcription. The transcript has 3 exons. Gene Ontology annotation, cellular component: nucleosome. Lineage: Eukaryota; Fungi; Ascomycota; Sordariomycetes; Magnaporthales; Magnaporthaceae. Gene Ontology annotation, molecular function: protein heterodimerization activity; DNA binding; structural constituent of chromatin. The coding region runs from base 174 to 584 and encodes 136 amino acids. The record is from RefSeq and is a predicted model, not a curated record.